UUCAGUGACCUGUUUUACAUGGAUAUAAAGACGGGAACUGAACGAGUGGUGUCAGACUGCAUCUUGCUGUCUAAAGAGGUGAUAUUUCACAAUGAGGCGUGCUGCAGCUUUUCUGGCGUUGCUGCUCUGUCUGUACUGGACGAGGGCUCAGGGUGAGAGUGGAGGGCUGACAGGGAAUGAUAUCACUCAGACGGAGAUUCAGUCUGAGAUCCUGGGUGUCAAAUCAACCAGUGAUCAGACCAACAUCACCCCUGACAUCUGGGCUGAGCUGAAGGAGCUGAGAGACAUGGCCAUCCAACACAGUGUGGAGCUGAGGAACAGCAAGAGCAAGAUGGAGAAUCUGGAGCAGGAGAAUACAGCCAUACAGGCCAGACUGACAGCCAGUGAAUGGAAGAAUGCAGUUUUGGAAAAUGUGGUCAAAGAGCUCCAGAGAGAGAACACAGAUCUUCUAGACAGAGUAACAUCAUUGGAAGAUAAGAACAAAGUGUUGGAGGCCAGAAUGAACGCCAGUGAAAACGAGGUGGAGGAGCUCAAGAGACAGAGUGCAGAUCUUCUAGACCGAGUAACAUCAUUGGAAGAUAAGAACAAAGUGUUGGAGGCCAGAAUGAACGCCAGUGAAAACGAGGUGGAGGAGCUCAAGAGACAGAGUGCAGAUAUGAUGACCAGAAUGAACGCCAGUGAAAACGAGGUGGAGGAGCUCAAGAGACAGAUUGCAGAUCUUCUAGACAGAGUAACAUCAUUGGAAGAUAAGAACAAAGUGUUGGAGGCCAGAAUGAACGCCAGUGAAAACGAGGUGGAGGAGCUCAAGAGACAGAGUGCAGACCAACCAAAGGUGGCGUUCUCUCUUGGUCUCACUGACGACGGACAGAUUGGACCCUUCAAUACUGACAUCACACUUAAGUUCAGUAAAGUCUUCACCAACUUUGGUCAGGGCUACAGUCAAACUACAGGUGUCUUCACAGCCCCAGUCAAAGGAGCCUACUACUUCUCAUUCACUACACUGGAUAACCGGGGUGUUGUAAGCACUCGUGUUUUUCUCCAUCAAAAUGACAAGAAAGUGUUGAGCAUUCAUAACCACAAUGCAAAUGGCUGGGAAAAUGUUUCUAAUUCACUGGUUCUUCAGCUGGAAAAGGGGGACAUGGUCUAUCUGGUUUUACCUGCUGGCCAUACUGUAUUCGAUGAUACUAGGAAUUUUACUUCCUUUAACGGAUUUUUGCUUUAUCCACUGUGAGACUCAAACAUGAGAAUUGAUUUACCCCCAAAUGUUUGGCAUAGUGUAUAAACAAGUCAUACAGUAUUCAUGUGUAUAUGAAAGGAUGCACAUUGUUGCUGUGUUGACUUUGCUCUGCAACAAACUACAUAUGAAAUAAAAGAAUGAAUAUGAGGUUAAA
Molecule: messenger RNA, 1391 nt
Organism: Scomber japonicus (chub mackerel)
Lineage: Eukaryota; Metazoa; Chordata; Actinopteri; Scombriformes; Scombridae
Product: heavy metal-binding protein HIP-like
Exons: 12
Coding region: 92-1231 (379 amino acids)
Molecular function (GO): protein binding
Source: RefSeq, a predicted model, not a curated record